Molecule: messenger RNA, 2616 nt
Organism: Alosa sapidissima (American shad)
Lineage: Eukaryota; Metazoa; Chordata; Actinopteri; Clupeiformes; Clupeidae
Gene: onecut3a
Product: one cut homeobox 3a
Exons: 2
Coding region: 1-1329 (442 amino acids)
Biological process (GO): regulation of transcription by RNA polymerase II
Cellular component (GO): nucleus
Molecular function (GO): RNA polymerase II cis-regulatory region sequence-specific DNA binding; DNA-binding transcription factor activity, RNA polymerase II-specific
Source: RefSeq, a predicted model, not a curated record
AUGGAACUUACAAUGGAGAACAUUGGGAACCUCCACGGCGUUUCUCAUAGCCAUCAAACGGAGGACCUGAUGAACUCUCAUCACGGACGACAGUCCUCACACAGAAACCUGGUGUCGCACGGGCGCUCGGCGAUGGUUUCCAGCAUGGCUUCAAUUUUGGAAGGGGCUGGAGACUAUCGCACGGACCACGCAUUGUCCGGUCCUUUACACCCGGCAAUGACCAUGUCCUGCGAUUCCGGAAUGAGUUUAAGCAGCACCUAUACUACACUAACGCCGCUGCAACACCUGCCUCCCAUUUCCACGGUCUCCGAGAAAUUUCACCAUCAUCCCCACCCUCAUACCCAUCACCAUCCGGCUCAUCAGCGUCUCACUGCCGGGAACGUUAGCGGCAGCUUUACCCUUAUGCGCGAUGACCGGAGCCUAGCGUCUAUGAGCAAUCUUUACAGUCACUACCCCAAAGAUAUGUCUGGUAUGGGACAGUCGUUAUCCCCUCUGUCCAACGGGCUUGGGUCUUUGCACAACUCUCAGCAGUCUCUCUCGGCCUACGGUCCUGGGACCCAUCUUUCGAACGACAAGAUGCUGUCCACGGGAGGCUUCGAGAGCCACGCGGCCAUGCUGUCUAGGAGCGAGGAUCACCUAGCUCGGGGUUUAGGGAGCCAUGGUGCUGGUAUCAUGACCUCUCUCAAUGGAAUUCACCAUCACAGUCACCCACACUCUCAGGCCAACGGGUCUAUGUUGAACGAACGGGACAGACAGUCUGUGGGGGGUGGUCAGGGAGGAGGACCAGGGCAGGUGGAGGAGAUAAACACCAAAGAGGUGGCACAGCGCAUAACCGCGGAGCUCAAAAGGUACAGCAUUCCGCAGGCCAUCUUCGCCCAGAGAAUCUUGUGUCGGUCGCAGGGAACGCUUUCUGAUCUGCUCCGGAAUCCCAAACCAUGGAGUAAACUCAAGUCUGGACGAGAAACCUUUCGGAGGAUGUGGAAAUGGUUGCAAGAACCCGAAUUCCAGAGAAUGUCCGCUCUCAGAUUAGCAGCUUGCAAGCGAAAGGAACAGGAGCAGCAGAAAGACCGCAACAUGGCCCCCAAGAAGCAGCGACUGGUCUUCACGGAUCUGCAGCGGCGCACGCUCAUUGCCAUCUUCAAGGAGAACAAGCGGCCAUCCAAGGAGAUGCAGAUCACCAUCGCCCAGCAGCUGGGCCUGGAGGUCAGCACGGUCAGCAACUUCUUCAUGAACGCCCGACGCCGCUGCAUGGACCGCUGGCAUGACGAGCACCUUGGCGGCAGCCCUGGGCAGCCGGGCACCUCUGCCACCACCUUCUCCAAGGCCUGAGAGGGAGGGGGGGUGCGCGCUGUUGGAGCCAGGCGCCAGGCCUGGUGCUGCCAUCGCCAUUGCCACUCACUCGAGGUCGCCCAUGAGGAGCUGUUAGCAACGUGCUAAACGAUUCUCUCCUUCAGUCCUGCUCUUUUACUUCCUCCAUUUUGUUUUUCUGUCUCUGUCGGUUGGACUGUUAUUAUGCGGAAUAGAACAUAGGUAAAUAAGUGUUCAGGACCACACAUGGACAGACAUUAUUUGGUAAUUUUGAUUCGUUGUUUUGUUUUGUUUUGUUUUUGGUUCGAAGUCCAGCAUCAUGUUGAAAAUCCUACCGACGUGCUGAGAUGUCAAGCCUCAAAUAGCCUCUUCACUCUGACUUGUUGCUAAAAUGAAUUCCUUUAAGCAUUCCCCUACUGCGUUUGCUCAGCCUCACUGGAAUCAUGUGUAUGUGAGGGCUCCUCAGCAAAAGAGCAGCAAUAAGCACCACAGCACACAACCUUCUCUUGUCCCAGGCCACUGUACAUGGCACUCAAAAAGAAAGAAAGGAAGAAAACAAACCAAAACAAAACAACAAUACAGUUCCCGCAGGAAGCAGUUUUGCCAUCCUUGUCACCUCACCACACCCCACCACACCACAUCCCACCCAUUACCAGAGGUAGCCUAUUCUCUGAAGCCCAAGCCAUUUCAUGGAGGCUCUUUCAGAUCAUGCACCAGGCUAAAGAAUUGAAAAUGUAAUCGAUGCAGACAGAAAGCAAGGGGCCUUGACCCUUCCUGAAGGUGAAACGGAACGCGCCUCACAAUGAAGAUACUCAGGUCUGCCCCAGUUCAGGUCUAUAUUUUUGCACAGAUGUUGGAUAACCUGCUGGGAAGGCGGUCUGUCCUUGCUUGUAAAAGUGAAGCGACUCUGUUCCUCACCAUUAGGAAGGUUCCUGAAAUAAAAAAUACGUCUGUUUCUGCUUGGUGAAUAACAAUGAGGAGAGGAAGAAAAGAGUGAUACUGUCGUUGCUUAAUAGCCUCUGAGGAGAGAGAGAAUAAAGAGCACACGGAAAUCCAGAACAUUACACAAUCCUCAACCUGCACAGAGUGGUAGUGCCACCUGGUGACCAAAAGAGGAAUGGAAAUUUAGCAACGCCAAAGAGACGGUUAAUCAUUUCCCAGACAAUAGGACGAGCCACGUCGGCAAAUGUGGUGUAAGGUUAAAUCUGAGAAAAAAAGGACUGAUGGAUAGUCUCUGUGACCUUGUCAAUCUUAUUUGUGUUCACAAGGCGUAAAGAUUAGGGAAGCUCCACAGAUGGACUGUAAGAC